This is a messenger RNA of Cladocopium goreaui, 7524 nucleotides long. NCBI's taxonomy places the organism in Eukaryota, Dinophyceae, Suessiales, Symbiodiniaceae. The record is from the annotation of a GenBank genome assembly.
AUGGCGAGGACAAAGACAACAGGAGGGGCCAAACUGCAUGGGCCCAUUUGUGCAUUUGUGGCCAGAGACAUCACAGUUUCUGGAUAUGACUGGCUCAUCGAAGGUUUUCAGAUGCUGCAACGUGAAGACCUCAUGUUUCCCCAGGAUUAUUUCAUACCAACACCCGGUAGGGACUGGACCGUGUUCAAGAACAAGAUUUUGGAACCACCUGCAAUGGCAAACUAUUUUAGGAUUGUUUUGGGAAGAUUGGGAACAACACGUUUUCAAGAUGGAUAUUGGCGUCAGAACCAGGCGAUGGAUUUGGUGCCAGGUGCCAUGCUGCUUUUCUGGUCAGGCCAUAGCCCACGUCAUUAUUUGACACAGGCAGCGACCUCGUUAGGGGUAGACAAAACAAAACGUGACUUUCUUGGCAGGUGGUCCAUAGGACGGACAGGAAGCAAUGCUUACUUGCACACAUCACGCCAAGUGGUGGAAGAGGUUCAACACUUGGUCAGGGAUGCUAUCGUGUUGGGCGCCCCAGUUUUAGAUGAAUCAGAGUUGCUGGAAGAUAUCAUGCACUUUGCAGACAAGCAUGAAUUGGUAGGUCAAAGAGUCAGGAGACGCCACACACAUGACUACAGGAGGGCCAAUGCUGAUGAGGUUUUCAACACAUUUGAUUUGGAUGUUGAACAGGUCGAUGCCCAGGAGAAGCAACAGGUCAUGGAAGCAGUGCAGCGAGAGGCAGGUGAUAGACAGGCCCCGGUGGGCUAUUUCAUUACGACCUCGAGGUGCAUUGAUUCCACUGAUGUUGACAAUGUUCAGGAUGCAGCCUAUGAUGCUACUUGCAAGGUAUGUCAACGUAGGGUUUCAGAAGAGUUGGGUCGCAUGACGACUGACCAUGAUGCUUCAAGUGACUCAGGUGAUUCUUCCUCGACGAACACCUCUGGAGACGAGGCCGAGGCUGAAGAGGCUUUCCCUGGCUUACAGGAUCAAAUCUACAGCUGGUACAGGUUUCUUUCUACACUCAAAGCAUGCCAGGAGCUUCCGCACGCCACCUGGCCAGUGUUCGACGAGGGGCGACAAUACUUGGGCCCCUUGCCCACAUCUGGUGGCCACAAUAUGCAUGCCAAGCCUCUUCACUCGGCUCUCCUGCUGGGGCUCUUUCAGACGAUGGGCCAACGCCUACAACCACCACAGCUGCAGAUAGCUCUCUUGCCGGGACUCUUACAGAAACAGGUCCAGCACAGGCAACCACCAAGACGGCAGAUGGUCCAGGCCAACCACCAGUUGGAACUGCGUUGGCGGCCCCGGGCUGAAAACGACUUGGCAGACAAGCUUACCAAUGAAGACUUCAGCCAGGUAGAUGCGAACCUGCGCGUGGAAUGCAAGUGGGAAGACUUUGAUUUCAGCCUUCUGCAACAGUUGUGGGAGGUUGUUUCGGGUGGCUUCUUCUCUUUGAUAAUGACUCCAUUAUUUCAGAUGCUGAACCUCUAUGCCACUCUGACUUUAUUGCAUCAGAAGCCUUGGGCACUUCGUCAUUCCUUGGAUGAGCGUGAAGACUACUUAGAAGCGGAAGGGCUCGGCUACCCUUCCACAGUGUUGGCUCAGACAGCAGUGUCCCUCACCUGCUAUGCAGCUCAACGUGAGCACUUUGAACGCAUCACUGACGAUGCAACUACCUUACCACCAAGACAGGACAACGGCGAGUCCAUUGUCCGUCAUGCCUCACCCAGCCGUCGAUGUUGCGGUCCGACAGAGAACACUGUGGAUCGCGGGUCGCAGUUGGACGAGGAGGACGACGAGGAGGAGGAGAGGGUGGCCGUGGAGCGCCUGUUGGGGGCGAUGGAUGAAAAGGAUGAGCCGUCGCCAGAUUACCUGGCGGUCAAGCUGGAGGAGGUGGAAGGUGGACGCCUGAGGAUCAUCAAGGAGAAGAAAAAGGCCAAGAUGCCUGUCAACUCUGAAGAGUUACGCGUGCGAAGAUCAAGAUCCGAGUGCAACACCAUGCUCAUGCUGGCAGCCAAGUUCAGAAACAAGACUUGGUUUCAAGAUUUGUCUACAAAGACCUUUCAGCGCUAUGUGGAUUUCCUCCUGGGAGAAAAGAUCUUUCAGCUACAGAUCCCCAAGGGUGACGGGUCAGCUCAGACCAUGGCCGCCAACCCCAGUUGGGACCUUAUGAUCAACUUCGAGCACAAGUUGAGGAAGGAGGCAUAUCGCAGAACCUCGCGCGAGGGAAGACCCCUGGCAGUGACUAUGGAGGAGGUCAUGGCUGACGCAACUCUGAAGGAGACCUUUUUCGUGACGCCUUUGGAGGAAAAGGAAAAUCACGCAAAGGACGACUGGGAGCAGACUCCAAAGCAGGUCAACGACAGCGGUCUCACCUGGGAGACUUGGCACGAGGGUGGCAAGGACUCCCCUACAGUGCAUGUGCUGUAUCUCUUUGCAGGUGUCGAGCGGCGUGCAGAUGUUCGACAUUAUUUAGAAGAGCUGGCAAAGCGGGAUGGCUAUACCCUCAAGAUUUUACAGCUGGACAUCCUUCGCAAUGAAGGGCACAACCUCCAUAAGGAGGAGGUCUGGAAUUGGGUUUCACAGCAGCUGCAGUCUGGUUUGGUGGAUUUAUUUUUGGUGGCACCGCCUUGCAACACGCACAGUCGCGCCAGGUGCCAGUACAGACAACAUGGUGGGCCACGGCCUCUUAGAAACUACAACUUUCCCCAUGGAUUUCCAUGGCUGAGCCAAGCCAAUAUGGAAAAGGUGCGCCUGGCGGAUGAGCUGGUGCAGAAAUCUUUGCACGGCUGUGCGGUGGUGCUAGCCCACGGAGGCCAUUUCUUUCUGGAACAUCCCGAACAGUUAGGGGUGACAGCGGGACAAAUCCCGGCAAGCAUUUGGGACUUGCCUGAAGUCGCAGAGCUGCUGUGCCAAAAAGGACACCUUGCACCGGUGUUCACUCCUGACAGUCUUGCAAAGAAACGCAUUGCAUGCACCUCAUACAACAUUCAGGAUGACGAGUUGAGGUCUCGAGCUUUGAACUGUUUCAGAGUUUUGGUCGGUUUGGACUUGCAUGCAACUGGCAUUGGAAAAUCGAUGUUGGACUGCGUUGGAGCCCAUGACACAAGCACCGAUGUUUUGCAAGUUUUGUCAGAUGCCCUUUUUAGCAAAGCCACUGGGACUCUUUUGAAAAGAUCGUCAAUGUUGUGGCGAUGGGCCAGUUGGAUUGCAGCUACAGGCAGGGGCACAUGUUUUGACCAGACCGAGGAUACACUGUAUAAGUACAUGAAUCACUUGCGUGACAGUGGUGCUGCUCCUACAGCUGCAAGUCACUUUGUGGAGGCACUCAGAUUCAGUGGACAGGUGUUCAAACUUUUAAAGAUGAAUUCACACUCCGUAAUUACCUCAAGGGUCACUGGAGCUGCUCACAACUUGUUCCUUCAGAAGAGGAAGCUUCAACAGGCUCGUGCUUUCACCGUGGAGGCUGCAGGAGUCUCUGAGAGCUUGUGCAACGGAGAUUCCAGAGUGCAUGUGCGAGUCAUUUGCGUCACAAUUUUGUUUUGCAUAUUUGCCUGCAUUCGUUGGUUUGAUGCGACAGAUGCUGGACUGGAUGAUAAGAAAAUCUUCCUACCGUCCUGGAAUGAGGUGGCACAGACUUUGUCAGCUUAUCCCAUGUCUUCAGGUGAAGCGACUUGCUGGAUUCGAGAGCUCCUAUUUGCAGCCCAUGUUCCAGAUUCAGAGGGGUUUUCAAGCCACAGCUGCAAGUGUACUCUUUUGACAUGGGCUGGCAUGUGCACCUUAUUCACUCGGGAAGAGAGGGCUGAGCGUUUGAGCAUGCUGGUGCGCCAAGCAGACAAACCCUUGGAUGAGAACCUGGCACAAACUUGGCAGGAGCCUGAGCUGGAGCUGUCUGAUGAAAGCAGUCAGGCAGCAUUUCAGUCGAGAGCUCUGGAAGUUGGCAUUACUUCUGCAGAUUUACAGACGUUGAAGACAGGUGGAAUCAACAGCUACUCUCGAUAUGCUUUCUGCUGUGCAUAUCAGCCAGGGAGUGGAAACGAGGACGUCCUUUUUGAUUAUUUGGAAUCCGUCCUGGGAGCAAAGCCAACUGGAGCUGAUGCGUCUAACUAUAGACGGCUUUUCUUUGAGAGUCAUGCAUUGGCACUGAAGGACUUACAGAGCAGGUUAGAUCGUAGCGAUGCAUCUGAGUUAAAAAUCUUGCCACUGGCAGAAAAGGUUCAACGAUUGGAGGCUUUGAGGCGAAAAUUCCCUGGUGUCAUGCUCAGCACUUCCAUGGAACCAAGUCACGAGCUCAUCGACCGAGUGGUGCAUCAGUAUGAGGAGAACUGCAUUAAACUUGUGGAAUUAAACAAGUGUACUUCACGGGAACAGGAGAUCAAGAGUGAGCGCACUACAUCACAGCUUUCCUUCGAUGCUCAGGGAAACAUUAAGGAACCACCAACAGGAUAUCGACACAUUUCCGCCGAUCAGAUCAUUCAAGCUGAUCGCAAGUUGUGGGUGAAAGUGGCUGAACAGACACGCUCACGAGUGACAGGUGUGACAGCGGAUGGAGUCAAGAAUGUUGAUGCUGCUUUGAAGGAAUUAUCGCAUCACCCAGAUGUCCAGUUCCACAUGCUGCCAUUGCCGUUGCGCGACAGUUCACAGGCUUCCUCAUCCAACCAGAGGUUUCAGCCAUACCAGCAAAACCGGGCAAGCCCUCCGGAGCAGAAGGGCAAAGGCAAGGCUGGCGGCAAAGAGCAAGGCAAAGGACGUAUCCAGGUCGCUUUGAUUUUAGCAGAUCUCACCCAGGAGCACUCUCAACAGACUGCUUUAAACAUGGUUCGACAACUUCGACCUUUGAGUAUUCAUUUGGGUCUCCCAUGCGGGACCUGUUCUCGUGCAAGGGAACGUGAACUGCCAGAGCAUUUAAGGAGCCAGCAUAGCGCACCUCCACCGCUUCGAUCGGCCGAGCACUUGAUGGGCAUGCCAGGACUUGUUGGCACAAACCUGGCCAAAGUUCAAGCAGCAAACACUUUGUAUUAUUUUGGAGUGCAAUUAUUGUUUCUUUGCUUCGAACUUGACAUUUUGGUGUCGGUCGAAAAUCCCGCCAGAAGCUGGCUGUGGGGAAUUCUGACUAGGUUGGUUGCAGCCAUCAACAAUCCAGAGUUCACCAAAUGGUAUGCAGCCCUGACUUCUACAGACUUCCAUGCGUGUAUGCAUGGGGGAGAGCGCAACAAAAGGACGCGAUUGUUGGCGUCACAAGGCCUUUAUGAUGAACUAUCGGCAGAAUGCGACAACAGUCAUCAGCACAAACCUUGGUUUGUGGUCCAAAGAGGGUCUGGUUUGGAGUUUGCAACAGCUCUGGAGGCAGAAUACCCACGAGUCCUAUGCACUCGUAUGGCAGCUUGCCUGAAAAGACAGGCAGAACAGCGGCACUUGCGCUUGGGGAGAACUUUCAAAUACGGUAUCCAGUGGAAACCCGAAGAGUUCUUUGAGGAGGCAAAAGCAGUUCUGCAUCCAAAAGAUCCACAAAAAGCUUUACCGCUCGUUUUGAAAGAGGCUGUGAUACAUGUCAUGAGUUCCAGUCCAGUCGAAGUGGCUAAGCAUCGACUGAGUGUGGUUUUGGCUCUUCAUAGGAAAGCUUCCGAGCUAGCGGCAGAAGAACAACAGUUGAAAGCGUCCAUGGAUCGGCAGACUGCUCAUGUUUUGGCCAACAAGCGGUUGUGUUUGUGGAAGCACUUGUUGGAAACUACAGGUUUUGCAGACAUGCAGGUAGUUGACCUGGUCACCGAUGGGAUUCCACUUUAUGGCAGCCAUACAAAGCCGCCGAAUUUCCCAGACGAUUGGAGGCCCUCACUGAUUUCAGUUGAUGAGUUAUUGGAAUCUUCUAUCUGGCGGAGAAAGGCUUUGAUGGGGGCUGAAAACUCUAAGAUGGAAGACGGAGUGCAGGACGACCUUCAUGAAGCAACCAUGAAGGAGGUUGAACUGGGGCAUUUGCAUGGGCCUCUUUCGGAGGAGGAAGUCACGGCUCACUUUGGGUCGGACAAGUGGCUUUUCAACCCUCGCUUUGCCCUCUACCAAGGAGCUGAGGGCAAGAUACGCGCCAUUGAUGAUGGCAAGAGAUCCUCCUUGAACCUUGCGUACACUACCAACUUCAAGCUUGAGCUGUACGACGUUGACACGCUUGCAGCAUUGGUCGCAUCAGUGGCCGACAGCUUGCAACUUGGAAAGGUGAGUUUCGACAUGGAAGAUGAUACAACGUGCACAGUGCCAGUGCACCCGGAGGUUGCCAGCGACACCUGGUGCGGGAGGACCCUGGACUUGUCGCGAGCUUACAAGCAGCUAGCGGUGGAUAAGGCCUCGAGACUCUUGAGUGUCGUGGGCUACUAUCAUCGCAACCGCUGGGUUUUCUUCAGAUGCGAUGUGCUUCCUUUUGGUGCUGUGGCAGCAGUCUACAGCUUCAACCGCGUUUCUCGCUCACUGCACCACUUGAUAUGCAAAUUGCUUUGGGGGCCUUGCACUUGCUUUUAUGAUGAUUAUCCAACUAUCAGUCCAAACGCAUCGUCAGCAAUCCUUUCAAAGGCAAUGAGUGCCAUGCUCACGCUACUUGGAUGGGACCAUGCCAAGGUGGGUGUUAAAGCAGCAGAUUUUUCUUCAGCCUUCAACGCUCUUGGAAUUUCGGUGCAGCUGGACAGCCUUAACAGGGGAGUCUUCAUUUUGUGCAACAAGGAAGGCCGUAUCGAGCGCCUAUGCGCCAUGCUGGAAGCGGUCAAAGGUCGUGGAGUCAUCACGCGAUCUGAGGCUGCGCAAAUACAGGGUCAUCUGAACUUUGCGAGUGGUUUCUUUGUGUCCAAAGCGCUGCGAUUUUUGGUGUCUUCUUUUGCACGGCUGGCAGACAUACCUAGAUCGCUUGGAAGCGGCGACCUUCAAAGACUUUGCGAUUUGGCAGUGACUAUGCUGAAGGCGAUGCCUCCGCGGCAGUAUCGAUCGGAAUCUUUCAGAAACCCUUUUCUCAUUUUUACAGAUGGCGCUUGGGAGGAUGGAAGAGCAUCCGGUGGAGCAGUAACUUACAAUCCUCAGACUGGAGAGUCAAAGGUCUUUGCCGUAGAGAUUCCUUUGAAGCUGAUAGACAAAUGGCUUGAGGAAGUGGGAGAACAGUUGAUAUCGCAGAUUGAGUUCUUUGUUUAUUUGGCUGUUCGCUUCCACUGCCGCCAAGCUUUGUUCAACAAGGUAGGCAUUGCGUGGAUCGACAACGAAGCCGCCAGGUUCGUGGCAAUCAAAGGGUCGUCAGAUUCAUUCAGCUUGCUAGCUAUGAGCCGUGUCCUCCAACAGCUUGAGCUUGAACUGCCUUCCUCGGUGUGGCUCGAACGUGUUUCCUCCUUCAGCAACCCUAGUGACAUGCCUUCUCGUAAACGAGUCAAAGAAGCAGCCAAACUCUUAGGAGCUUCCGAGAGCGGGGUACUACAGAUCCCGGACAGUGUGAUCGAAGCCAUACUGUUGAUGCACCGGGAACCAUAUGCCUCGUUGAACGCACUUUCUAAGGGGGUCAACUCCAGUGCGUAA